AUGAUUUCUCGUAUGCUCCUUCUUAAUCUGAUAGAAAGGGAUCCACUUGAAGGGAGCCCCGAGCAAGGUGCAGGAUUUUCCAUUUCUGGUAAUGUCGGGGAGGAAGAAAUGCUUCCGAUCCCGAUGCUCGAACGGCUCGACCAACGGGAUUUGCAAGAGGAACGAAAGGGAAACGGAGGGAGCCACCUGAUAAACGAAGAAAGAGGAGGUGAGGUGUACUUGCUAAUGGCCGAACCGGUGACCUCACCUAAGAAUCCCCGACCAUCGAAUAGACCAGAUCAACAUCCGGAUGUUUUUGGUGCCAGACCCCCCAAGAGUGGUCUUGCUUUGAUCCCACCAGUGGAGAUGGAGAAAUUGAACCGAUGGAAGCAUAUGGGGCAAUCCCAGGGGUCUCACGCGCAUCUAGCUUCAUCUUCAAUGUACUGCAAUCCGUUCAAAGGAGCUUGGGAGCAUUUCCCCAGGGCAAUUAGAUGUCAGGUCAGCAUUGAGCGAUGGGACUUGGAGCUCACAAAUGCGCUGUUAUGA
Striga asiatica is the source of this 525-nucleotide messenger RNA. Lineage: Eukaryota; Viridiplantae; Streptophyta; Magnoliopsida; Lamiales; Orobanchaceae. The record is from the annotation of a GenBank genome assembly.